This is a messenger RNA of Oryzias latipes (Japanese medaka), 3905 nucleotides long. It is a transcript of the gene mlxip, whose product is annotated as MLX interacting protein. The record is from RefSeq and is a predicted model, not a curated record. Gene Ontology annotation, biological process: regulation of transcription by RNA polymerase II. Lineage: Eukaryota; Metazoa; Chordata; Actinopteri; Beloniformes; Adrianichthyidae. Gene Ontology annotation, cellular component: nucleus. Gene Ontology annotation, molecular function: protein dimerization activity; RNA polymerase II cis-regulatory region sequence-specific DNA binding; DNA-binding transcription factor activity, RNA polymerase II-specific.
CAGGAACUUCCUGCUCUGGGCAGAGGAGCAGUUCUUUGUCAGCUGGUCUUUUAGACUAGUAAUUUCGUCGGCUGUCUUAAAAGAUAAGUUAACUUGGAACGCUCAUGACCAAUGAGAAUACUAAACAUGGGUGAAGUGAUGUUUCUGGUUCCAUAAGUUGAGACGGACAUACGUGGACAGUUAAGAUGAAAGGAAGAGUUUUAUUUUCUUAGCCUGCUAGCUUAAUGCUAGUUAUUUGUCUGGGGAAUUGUCGACAUUCAUUGCAACCAGGGAGAUGUCUCUACGGCAGACUUACCGCCGCGCGACCGCUAGCAUAAAGCAGGAGCAGGAUGACGACUCGGAUACGGAGGACUCUCACCUGGAGCUUCUCAAAGUGGAAGGGCUGGAAUCUCAAAUCAUCCACAGCGGACACUUCAUGGUGUCUUGGCCCCACAGCGAGCACCCUCCGAAGAAAGGCUACGACUUUGACACUGUCAACAAGCAGACCUGUCAGACGUAUCACUUCGGCAAGACGAGCACGUCGCACCUCUCCAUAGACGCGUCCCUCACUAAACUCUUCGAGUGCAUGACCCUUGCUUAUAGUGGCAAACUGGUGUCUCCUAAAUGGAAGAACUUUAAAGGUCUAAAGCUGUUAUGGAGAGACAAGAUUCGCCUCAACAAUGCCAUAUGGAGAGCCUGGUAUAUGCAGUAUGUGGAAAAGAGAGAGAAUCCGGUUUGUCACUUUGUAACGCCUCUGGAUGGAAAUAUGCACUUAGAUGUUCACCGAGCUGCAGAGACCAUUGCCAGUGAUGGAAGGUGCUGGAAAAGAAGAAUAGAAAUUGUCAUUAGAGAAUACCACAAGUGGAGAACAUACUUUAAGAAAAGGCUUCAUAAACACAAAGAUGACGACCUCUCAAGCUUACUUACGGGGCCAGAGGAGCAGUUGUCGCUGUUUGGGGAAAUCUCUCCAGACGUGCUGCGUGUCUCCUUUUGUCAGGAUGAAGAGAGUGCUGCACGUCGUCUGCCUCGAAAGCACAUCGAAACACCCGCCCCGAUGGAGAUGGACCCCCUCUUUGACAUGGACGUUUUAAUGUCCGAGUUUUCGGACACCUUGUUUUCCACGCUGGCCUCUCACCAGCCUCUAGCCUGGCCAAAUCCCAGAGAGAUCGCUCAUGCAGGGAACGCAGACAUGAUCCAGCCGGGACUCAUCCCUUUACAACCCAACCUCGAUUUCAUGGACUCCUGUGAUCCUCUGCAAGACUUAUUUCACAGCCUUCGUCAGCCCGCCUUCCCCUCUGUUUUCCCCACUUCAACAUCUGUCACCCCUCUACCCAGCAGCAGCGCUCAGUCACAGGCUUCAUUAUUGCCUUCCUUGAAUCUCUCAGUCAACCACCCUUCUGGCUCCCUGCCCAUGUCCUCUCCCAUGACCACUCAGACGUCUGAAACCGGUGUGGCUGGCUAUGAACAAAACUGCAUGCCUUUGUUUGCUAGGCAAGUGGCGUCCAGCAAUCAGUCCGUGGUUUCUUCCGAGUCCCUGUCCCGUGAACCUCUGGUGCAGUGCCUUCAGGGUCAGAACUUGGCGUCAGCUACAACUAUAGUGCCUUCACCUCUGAACAACCCCUCCACUCUGGAUGAGGACGUGACUUCAUCUGUGACGACACACACAGCUCCUUCUACAGUAACUUCCAGCAAUGUCACCACCACCACUACCAUCAGCCACAUGUCCGACUAUAGCUCCAUGUCCACACAGCCUCCACCUCUCCCAUCCCAACUCCAACCUCUGGCUUCAUUGACUGGCGGUCCCGUCCAGCCGCCUCAGUCUUUUGCCCUACCUCACCCUCUCCAGUCAAACAGUGCCAUCAAAGUUAGACCUCGGCAGAAGAUUGCGCCUUCUACAUCUCACCUCAUUUUCACAGCUCCUUUUCCCGGUCAUCACAGUGCAGUGCUUGUCACCCCCCCAAAUCUAAAACCAGAUGUGGUUUCUGCUAACAAUAGCCUGGUUAUCGCUCCUUCUCAUCCUGGAACGGGUUCAGGAUUUCAUGUUUUGCCUCAAACCCAAAAGACUCCUCAGCUAAUGAUGCCUAAAGACAAUCCAUAUUCACCAAGUCCUAAAAACCAGAAGCAGUCCCCUGGUACUGUUCACAGUCAGCCAGGAUCCAGUCAGGGGUCACCCUGUGGGUUAGAUCAAGUACCCAGUCCCCCAUCACUGAUGAUUGGCAGUAGUACAUUUCUGACAAAGAGUGAACACAAUCAGAGUCGGAGGACAACACACAUAUCUGCAGAACAGAAGAGACGAUCCAACAUAAACAUUGGCUUUAAGACACUCUGCAAUCUUGUUCCCACGCUGAGGACAUUAUCGAACGUCCCCAAUGCAACCACACUACAGAAGACGGUGGAGCACAUUAGUAAGCUUCAGCAGGAGAGGCAGCAGAUGCAGGAAGAGAUCAAGAAACUACGAGAAGAAAUUGAAGAGCUCAACACUUCCAUUAGCGCAUGUCAGGAGCAGCUGCCUGCAACAGGAGUUCCAAUGAGGCAGAAUCGUCUGGACCACAUGGAGGAGAGGUUCAACGAUUAUGUACAGAGGCACACUUUUCAGAACUGGAAGUUCUGGAUCUUUAGCGUCAUCAUCAAGCCUCUGUUUGAGUCAUUCAACAGCAUGGUGACGACAACAAGCAAAGCCAGGCUGUGCCAGACCACACUGCAGUGGUUGGAUUGUCACUGCUCUCUCCCAGUCCUCAGGCCAAUGGUGCUGAGCAGACUCUGUCAUCUGAGCACGACCACGUCCAUUCUCAGCCAUCCUCUACGCCUUCCAGACGAGGCGAUCAAGGCCGUCACCAACACAGACGUGUAGAGUUAAAUCGAAGGACCUUUACUGGGAUGUUGGUGAUCUUCUGUGAAGAGGUUUGGUCAUCACUAUACAAUCAUGAUUGUUCACUCAGGUGAAUAUUACACUGCGACUUAACACCAGUGUUUCCUGGUGGUCUCCGUCCACACUGAACUCCUGUCUGCACAUUGGGCCUGUUUCUAGCAGGUCAAAAUGUCAAUUUAGCUUUUUCGAGGUUGCAUCAGGUAAAUUCCACACAUGGACUCACACUGUGGCAUGUUGCAGCAUGACAGUUUUUCUACUUAAACCCUUAUAGGGAGCAUAACUGACAGUACAAAGGAUUACUAUAUAUACAUUUAUGCAUGGAGAAGUACAAUGUUGUAGGAUCCAGCCUGCAGGAGGGGCCCUUUUCAUUCUUUAUCUCUCUCAGGGCUGCACUUUGAAAGAUUUUCAUCAGAACAAAUCAAGUCAGGAUUUUAUUUAUUUUCUUUGGAAGUUAGACACUUUGUCUAUAAAUGUACGGACUGAUGUUGUUUUGCUGUUAUUCUUUUCUUACUUGUUGACAAAAAAGAGGGGAAAAAGAACUAUUUAAAAUUGAAGCCAUAUUAAACAAAAACACACACAAAAAAAACAAGGUUUUAGAGCAAACGAGGCUACCAGGACUGGCAGUAGUUAGCCUUAUGGACAAAGUGUCCUUACCCGUAACUGCAAACUAAAGUGGAAUUAUGUGUAUGUAAGUGAUUGUGACUCUCAAUACACUCCUCAGGCAAAUGUCAUGUUUUUACAAAAUUGAGUUUACAGUAGCAAAAAGCACCAUUUUUGCUGAUGAAUGUUUAGUUUUGAUGUGGUUCAGAUAGCGCAACUUAAACAUGGGCGUUCUCUAGAUUUAGUUUGCGGUGUGAUUUUUCUUUUCAAGCUAAUGCACAUUUUCCUGUAAAAACAGGAGUCUUUGGAGGAUGGUCAAUUAAAAAAAAAAAAAAAAGAAAAAAAAUAGACAAAGCCCAGCCCCUUUGUCCACUUUGCUUCGGUUAAGCACAAAUUUUGAAACCUGGCGAAUCUUUUAAAUAGACAAAUAUUUACAAAUCCGUUUUUCUAAAAAAAU